This is a messenger RNA of Klebsormidium nitens, 1585 nucleotides long. The record is from the annotation of a GenBank genome assembly. Lineage: Eukaryota; Viridiplantae; Streptophyta; Klebsormidiophyceae; Klebsormidiales; Klebsormidiaceae.
UUCUCUAGCUGGCUCUCCAGCUAGGAUUCGGAGAGUCUGCUGGUCACCAUUGGCAUCAUUCUGGGCGGCUGGAAAGGUGUAAUCGUUUGCAACGCACUAGAGCUUUCUGGCGUUGAACCAGGUUCAACAGCUCAGCUACUAUACUGAGUUUCGUGUUUGUGCAAUGCUGGGCUGGAUUACAAGCACAUAUGCUGAAGCAAGAAACAACACUGCUUUGAACGUCAAAGAAGCACCUGAUGUCAAGCUCUACGCUUAUCAAGAUGACACCAAAAGGGGGGGUGCUUGGCUGCCCUCAUGCCGGAAGAGUACAACGGCGUUCAUUGUCAAUCUUCUCCCCUUCCAGUCCUCCUCGCUCGGUAUCUGCUUCUCCAAGCAAUAAUAUUCGUCUCCAACGACAGUCAGGGUUUCAUAAAAGUAGUGCCAAUCCUGCCUCCAUGCAACCUCUCCACUCAAGCAAGGAAUCAGGCAAAGAAUUUCUGCGUCAUGAAGCAAAGGUUUCAAUAGGAUGCAGAGGGAUGUAUGUAGGAUGCAAACGUGGACUCCAUGUAAGUAGACAAAGAAUGCUGUGUGCGGUUGGUGCCUACUCUUUGGAUUGGAAGGCUGUAAACCACAGAUGGAAAAUUGGAAGGUCCUUGGCGCCUCAACCAAAGGGCCGCUGCGUCGCGUCUAAAGUGGCUAGUGGUGCAAGGGCAAGCUCGGACUAUGUUCGCGUUUUGUCAACCCUUCAGACAGACAUCCCAUUCCCAGAAUUGUAUGGGGUUCCGCUUGAGCAGUACAUGACUGAGACUCAGCGCAUAUUCUCUGCCGUGUUUCCUGACACCCACCGCGCCCAGCGCCUUAGCCCCGAGGUGUGGCGCAUCUUCAUGCUCCCCAUCAACUUCUUCUUCCUCAGCGUGCGCCCCGUGGUCGACAUGCGGGUGUGGGUGCACGACCCCUCGGUAGAUGGUCCCCGCCCUGGAGCGACGGCGACCGGAGGAAAGGCACGGAAAAUGGUGUGCCUGGAGGCACUCCGGUGUGAUCUCCGAAGCCUGGAUUACGUGCUCAAGCCAGACGACUUCAUCCUGGGCGCAAACGGCGCCCUAUACCCUGAGCGCACCGGCCCCGCGGCGCGCCUCCGAGGCAGCAUGCACGUCAGCAUCAGCCUCGCCGUGCCGCCCGCGCUGUUCUUCACGCCCAGGGGACUGCUGGAGCCGGCGGGGAAUGCGGUCAUGGAGCAAUUGCUCCAAAACAUGAAGAACAAGGUGAACAGCCAGCUGCUGGUGGACUACCGGGCAUAUGCUCAGGAGGAAGCAGCAAAGCGACGACAAAUUCAAAGCGACUGAGUGGAGGAGGCGUUGUCGGCCCCUCAUUAUUCCUCCUCUGCUGAAUGUACCAUAACCCCAUUCUUUUAGGUGGUAAUUGCACGCUGCUUGUGAUGUAACGAUGCACUUUUGACUGCUUACUGGAGUUCUCGGUCUAGGUCAAGACGUGACGCUGUCAUCAAAAAUGCAGCCUAGUGCGUCGAUUUUUUGCAAGUAUGAACUAUAUUGUACUUUGUCAAAUGCAAGACCAGCUGUUUUAUUAUAAGACCGUAUUGCAUGUGUUC